This is a messenger RNA of Exophiala oligosperma, 4402 nucleotides long. RefSeq lists its product as uncharacterized. Gene Ontology annotation, biological process: intracellular signal transduction. The transcript has 3 exons. The coding region runs from base 435 to 4124 and encodes 1229 amino acids. NCBI's taxonomy places the organism in Eukaryota, Fungi, Ascomycota, Eurotiomycetes, Chaetothyriales, Herpotrichiellaceae. The record is from RefSeq and is a predicted model, not a curated record. Gene Ontology annotation, molecular function: guanyl-nucleotide exchange factor activity.
CACGACGGCUGUAACCCAUUCAUUCGCAAAUUAUCUUCACAUCCUCAGACCAUAUUUCUCAUUUUUCUUCGCUCUGUUCCUGCUGGCAUGGGCGGAGCAUGAAUUUGUGCAACAUCACAUGUAAUUCUAUCCACCUACAUCGACGCCCUCCACGACGCACCUCUCAAUCUUAGUAUCAGCCACCACAUUUACUUGUUCAUACUCCUAUCCCACGAUUAACUCCAAUACCACGGUGACCCUUACAUGCGAUAGCUUUUCGACAAGAAAUAUCCUGGGUGAGGACGAGCAGAAACAAAGAAGAGGAGAGAGGAGAGAAUAAAGCACGGCCUCCCAAGAAACCCCCUGUGAACUCCAUCUCACCGCGCUCGAUGCACCCUCGGUGACAUUCAUUCCUCUUCUAAGGCUACCCUCCCUCUGCUAUCUCUUCGCUGAGUAUGGCAGACUAUGGUAGUCCCGAUUCGCGCUACCAUGCUUCGAGAAGCCCAAACUAUGGUGGUCCCCCGGCCGACCGUCAGAGAGAUGCUGCUUUCCACAACAUCUUUGGCGGAGCGCCGCCUCCAGGAAGAUCACAGACAAUGACAACCCAGUCGUCAGGGAUGAUGUACGAUCGCUCCAACAGCUUGAGCAUGGGUAUGCAGCCAGCCCAACACACAAUGUCUAUGCGACAGGGACCGCCUCCGCCCAUGCGACAUCCUCCACAGAAUUACGACCGUGCAAACGGCAUCGUCCCAGCUCAGCCCUACAUGAACGGCACAGGUAACCCAAGACCUAUGCCGCAUAAUCCCCCACCCAUGUUUCCAGAUCGGAGACCAUACCCCCCUCCUCAACGCAUGGAUCCACGAUCAGGAGGACCGCACAUGAUGCCCAAUCCAUAUGAGCGCAGGCCUCUUCCCAACAGAAUGCCUCCUCCGGCACUGAAUAACGACUCCUACAGAUCACGAUCUAUGGUGAGACCGGGUGAGCCUACCAUUGGUUACCGACCUCCACCCAAUAGUUUCCAACAAGGUACGGCUGGUGCCAUUCGACAGCAACCUUAUGCUGGAAUGGGUCCCAUGGGUCCAUCUAGAACGACUGCGCAGGGCCGGCACAUCCCUGAACGUCCUGACGAUCGCGCGAUGUCCAUGGGUACAUAUUCAUUUGAUCGUGAUCACACACAACAGUUGACUAGUGGAAGGGUUGUGCCUGGGAGACGUCGAGAAGCAGAAGGUGAUCCCUUUGCAGAUCAGGUAUCUGUUCAAGGGUCUUUCAAUUCAACCAGCUCGCCGGCGUACGUGCCGACACACCGUGCACGCCGCCCUAGUGAGAGCAGCGCAGCCCCGCCACGGACGGUAUCAUCGGCUUCUAUCGCUUCUGGUUCUUCUGAUCUGACGGGCACAACGAUGAACGGGUCACGCAGUGAUAGUAUGAAGCAACGCCCUGCACCAUCCAGUCAUUCCUCAAGUCAGAGCACGACGAGCACCGUUGUUCAGAGAAAGUCCCCAUUGGUGUACCCGGCUCUUCUCUCACGUGUCGCCAGCGCCUUUCAGGAACGUAUUGGUGUCGGUGACAGGGAGAAGAACGACUUGUCUUACAAGAACGCCUUUACAGGUGCGGAAGCUGUUGACCUGAUUGCUUAUAUCAUCAAAACUACCGAUCGCAAUCUGGCUCUGCUGCUUGGGCGUGCUUUGGAUGCGCAGAAAUUUUUUCAUGAUGUUACCUAUGAACAUCGACUAAGAGAUGCACCUGGAGAGGUUUACCAAUUCAAAGAAACCCUUGGAGAGGAGGCAUCAUCAAAAGACGUCAAUGGUGUCUUCACCUUACUCACAGAAUGUUAUUCUCCCACUUGCACAAGAGACAAUCUCUGCUACUCUAUCGCAUGUCCGCGAAGGUUGGAACAACAGGCGAGACUUAAUUUGAAACCACAGCCGGGUCUGAGACACUCCAAUUCAAGAGGCAGUCUUCACGACAAUGAUGACCAGGAACAGAAACUCUGGAUCAACAGCGUACCAAAAGAAGUUGCCGAUAGAAUUGAUGAUCGCGAGAAAAAGAGACAAGAAGUCAUCUCUGAGAUCAUGUACACAGAGCGUGACUUCGUCAAGGAUUUGGAGUAUCUACGCGACUUCUGGAUAAGACCGUUGCGCGGGUUGGGCAAUGUGGCAUCUCCGAUCAAAGAAGAAAAGCGUGAAAAGUUCGUGCGCACGGUCUUUGGCAAUUGUCUGGAAGUUCUUGCAGUCAACGGGAAAUUCGCAGACGAAUUGUCCAAAAGACAAAAGGAGCAGCAUGUGGUACAAUGUAUUGGAGAUGUCUUUUUGAAAUGGGUUCCCCAGUUCGACCCAUUUAUCAAGUAUGGUGCCAAUCAAAUGUACGGCAAAUAUGAGUUCGAGAAGGAGAAAGGAGCAAAUCCCGCAUUUUCUCGCUUCGUCGACGAGACCGAAAGACUCAAAGAGUCAAGGAAGCUGGAGCUUAAUGGGUAUCUCACGAAACCAACGACUCGUUUGGCUCGGUAUCCACUUCUACUCGACAAUGUACUGAAAUACACCAAGGACGACAACCCUGAUAAGAAGGACAUACCCAAAGCCAUCGGAAUCAUCAAGGACUUCCUGGCUCGAGUCAAUGCUGAGAGCGGCAAGGCUGAAAACCACUUCAACCUGCUGCAACUGAAUCAAUCGCUCAAGUGGAAUCCAGGAGAGUAUACAGACCUGAAGCUCACUGAGGAGAACCGUGUCAUCUUGACCAAGAUGGGUUUCAAAAAGUCCCCGACCGAUACUGCUGAAGUACAGGUUUACUUGUUUGACCAUGCCGUCCUGAUGUGCAGGGUCAAAACCGUGAACAAGAGAGAAGAAUUGAGAGUCUACCGAAAACCAAUUCCCCUGGAACUUUUGGUUAUUGCCGAAAUGGAUCAGGUUAUUCCUCGAUUGGGUAUCGCAAAACGGCCUUCCUCAAGUCUCAUACCCGGUGCCAAAUCAUCGGCAUCGAGCACUCCAGGUCAGAAAGAAGUGUAUCCCGUCACCUUCCGUCACCUUGGUAAAGGUGCUUAUGAGCUUCAACUCUAUGCCACCUCCAUUACCCAACGUAAGAAGUUCAUUGAACUGGUGGAAGAGCAGCAGAGUAAGCUUCGAGAGCGCAGCAGCGAUUUUUAUACCAAGUCGAUUCUCUGUGAAGGCUUCUUCAACGCCCAAAACCGAGUCAAUUGCCUUGUGCCAACUGAUGGUGGGAGAAAACUUAUUAUUGGUACCGACAACGGGAUCUACAUUGCCGAUCGAUUUACCAAGGAUAAGUCGAUCAAACCAAGACGAAUCCUUGAUGCCACUCAAGUGUCUCAAAUUGACACUUUGGAGGAGUAUCGACUACUUUUGGUCCUCUCGAACAAAACACUCACUUCUUAUCCGUUCGAAGCACUCGAUGCGAAUAAUCAGAACCCUCUGGCGACACGACCUCGAAAGAUUCAAGGCCAUGCUAACUUCUUCAAGGCUGGGAUUGGUUUGGGUAGGCAUUUGGUUUGCUCUGUCAAGACAUCGGCUCUGUCAACGACUAUCAAAGUAUACGAGCCUAUGGAUGACCUAACAAAAGGCAAGAAGAAGCCAGCUAUUAGUAAAAUGUUUGCGAGCGGUCAAGAUGCCCUAAAGCCUUUCAAGGAAUUCUACAUCCCUGCCGAAUCCACGUCGGUACACUACCUAAGAUCAACGCUAUGUGUUGGCUGUGCCAGAGGCUUCGAAGUUGUGUCUUUGGAAACCACAGAGCGGCAAUCACUUCUCGACCAAGCAGACACGUCCCUUGACUUCGUCACAAGAAAAGAAAAUGUCAAGCCAAUUCAUAUUGAGCGUCUUAACGGCGAGUUCCUGCUCAACUAUUCGGACUUCAGUUUCUUCGUCAAUAGGAAUGGGUGGCGAGCUCGACAGGACUGGAAGAUCACCUGGGAAGGAACUCCACAGGCAUUUGCUCUGAAUUACCCCUACAUUCUUGCCUUCGAGCCGAGUUUCAUUGAGAUAAGACACAUCGAAACUAGCGAGUUGAUUCAUGUCAUGACCGGCAAGAACGUAAGGAUGCUUCAUUCCAGUACCCGCGAGAUUCUGUACGCUUACGAAGAUGAGAGCGGUGAAGAUGUGAUUGCCAGCCUCGAUUUCUGGACUCAAGCUCAGGCUUGAGGGUGGCAGAGUUCAACGUGUAUUCUUCUUACUUUAUGGGGUUGAGGUCAGCUAGAAGCAAUUGGAGCGAAAUGCUCCCGGUUGGAAGAAUGUGUAGAUGGAAACGAACUUGAUCUCUUCAUACGAGCUCAAGAAGGAUAUGAGACCAUGGGAAAUUAUGUUCAGUGCUACCGACAACAAUUGAUUCUAGGGCAAGUUUGGACGAGGAACGCUGGAAACUAGAGCUCUAGUCUAGGACCUUUAAAUGGCCGCUUAAGGCUUUAGACAUUGUUUAUUCG